Messenger RNA from Trypanosoma grayi, 315 nucleotides. RefSeq lists its product as hypothetical. The transcript has a single exon. Bases 1 to 315 code for a protein of 104 amino acids. NCBI's taxonomy places the organism in Eukaryota, Euglenozoa, Kinetoplastea, Trypanosomatida, Trypanosomatidae. The record is from RefSeq and is a predicted model, not a curated record.
AUGGGUACUACAACGGUGAUGCAUAUCGUGAAGAAAGGCAACACCCAAUCGGUUGGCUUGGUGCGCGAGGCUUUGGCCAUUCACACGGCGCUGCGUGAGCAUCGGAUGCGCACCACAUGGCGUUAUCUGGCUUCAGAAGGCGAUCCCGCAGGCGGAAUUGCUAGGGGACGGCACGACACAGCCAAAGACAUAGCGACAGGGCGGAACCUUCGAAGGGUGGGGGGCGGGAGGCGGGUUAAAAACGCUUUCAGCACUUCCGUUUCGCAAGUGGGGAUAAAAUGUGAGGUUUAUUGGGAAUAUCUUGAUUGGGUGUGA